AUUUAUCUCUCAAUUUCUCUGGCGCUUUAGAUUCUCUCGGCUUCCAUGUCUUUCCUCGCAAUUUUCACGAGAAAGUGGGCGAGAAAAUCCGGGUUAGCCAUUCACGCCGCCUUAUCUUUAAUCAUCUUCUUCUUCCUCGACCUCAUCGACGCCAUUCUCUGCGUAGUUUACGACUUCAUCGACGAGAGUCUGGAGGGAAAAUCCCGAGGCUGUUACUGCACGGAGGCUUCUAGUACCACCGGUGAAAAUGAGGUUUCGGAGACUUUAUUUCGGAGGAGAAACGUUUUCAAGGAAAUGGGGUUUCUGGGAUUCGCGAGAAAGUUCAAAUUUUCCCGUAAAAUGAGUAAAUCUAAGAUUCAUGAGCCGGCGAAUAGGUGGUCAGAUUGUGGGUGCCAAUCUUGCAAUUCGUGGACGAAGAACGAAAAUGGGAAUCUUCAUGUCGUGGUCAAAGAUUCAAUUUCUCCAGAGGACUCUGUUCAAGAACCGUUGGAGAAUGUAAUAUUCAUACACGGUUUCAUGGGUUCAUCACAUUUUUGGACAGAAACUGUGUUCGAACACAUUAAGAAAGAUGGUUAUAGGCUCUUCGCGAUCGAUCUAUUGGGUUUUGGGGAGAGUCCUAAGCCAAGAGACAGUGUCUAUACAUUGAGAGAUCAUGUAGAGACGAUCGAGAGUUCUGUCAUUAAUCCGUACCAAAUAGAUUCAUUUCAUGUAGUUGCACAUUCGAUGGGUUGCUUAAUUGCUCUUGCUCUGACGGCAAAACACUCAACCGUCAUCAAAUCUGUCACUAUCGUCGCACCGCCUUAUUUUCCUUCAUCGCUUGAAGGAUCGGUCUUGACUAGAAUCGCUGGAAAGCGGUUGUGGCCGCCACUGGCGUUUGGAACGGCGGUGAUGUCUUGGUAUGAACAUAUCGGUAGGUGCGUUUGUUUUAUAAUCUGCAAGCAUCACAAGAUAUGGGAAUGGCUCAUCAAGCUAUGUACCGGUAAAAGGGAGAUUCCUUGGAAGAUACAGGAUAUAACAAGACACACGCAUCACUCAGCAUGGCAUAGCAUGCACAAUGUGAUAUGCGGCGCCUCUAAAUUCGCUGAUGAAUAUCUCGAAACCCUAGUAAACUCCGGCGUUAGGAUUCACCUGAUACAAGGAGACCUUGAUAAAAUCGUUCCUUCACAUUGCUCCGGUGACAUGAAGUCAAAUUUUCCGGCGGUGGAAGUUGACAUUGUCGCAGGUGCUGAUCAUGAGAGUGUUAUAAGCGAGAGAAGAGAAGAGUUUGCUGAGAAUUUGGAGAGCAUUUGGUGUUCAUGUAGAACAACAGGGUUCAGUGACGUUAACACAAGUGGAGUGACUUGUAUUUAGUUUUUUUUUUUUUUUUUUUUUUUUUGUCUUUCUUUUUUUUAUUUAACACAAAAUCUGAAACAAAUAUAGAAAUGAAAUUAAGAGUCUCUCUACUCCCUAAUAUAUAAA
Messenger RNA from Thlaspi arvense, 1458 nucleotides. NCBI's taxonomy places the organism in Eukaryota, Viridiplantae, Streptophyta, Magnoliopsida, Brassicales, Brassicaceae. The record is from the annotation of a GenBank genome assembly.